AUGCAGAUUUGGAGACCGCUUACUGCCACCUUUUAUUUCCCUGUGGGUCCAGGAACUGGAUUUCUUUAUUUGGUCAAUUUAUAUUUCCUAUAUCAAUAUUCUACACGACUUGAAUCAGGAGCUUUUGAUGGAAGGCCAGCAGACUAUUUAUUUAUGCUUCUCUUUAACUGGAUUUGCAUCGUGAUUACUGGCUUAGCAAUGGAUAUGCAGUUGCUGAUGAUUCCUCUGAUCAUGUCAGUACUGUAUGUCUGGGCCCAGCUGAACAGAGACAUGAUUGUAUCAUUUUGGUUUGGAACACGAUUUAAGGCCUGUUAUUUGCCUUGGGUUAUUCUUGGAUUCAACUAUAUCAUUGGAGGCUCGGUAAUCAAUGAGCUAAUUGGAAAUCUUGUUGGACAUCUAUAUUUCUUCCUAAUGUUCAGAUACCCAAUGGACUUGGGUGGAAGGAAUUUUCUGUCUACACCUCAGUUUUUAUACCGCUGGCUGCCCAGCAGGAGAGGCGGAGUGUCAGGAUUCGGUGUACCCCCUGCUAGCAUGAGACGGGCUGCCGAUCAGGAUGGAGGCAGGAGACACAACUGGGGCCAGGGCUUUCGGCUUGGAGACCAGUGAGGAGCAGCCUCUGGCCUGCCUGCCAGGCGCGCCACGCCGUCGGCCAUGGUUCCUCCCAGUGCUGGGUUGCCUAGCGACCGAGUCCUCCUGACACUCUUGGACCUGACCCACACUGAAUGUAGUCUUUCAGUAUGAGACAAAAAUCCUUUUAAGUCCUGAAGGAAAAUACAAGUGUUCCUCAAGUUUCAUGAUUCUCAUUCAAGUCCUUACUGCUAUGAAGAACAAAUAUCAAUCAUCCAAAUUUCAAAACUGACUCUUUUUUUGGUGUUUCCUCCUCUUCCCUUUCCAUCUGAAUAAUGGGUUUUUAGCAAUUCCUCAUCUGCUGUCACCCAGCUGGGCAUCUGGGCUUGGGUUACCAAAGCCUGUUGACGGAGUCUUCCCUCUUCCUGUACACAUGCCUCCUUCCUUUUCCCAGCUUCCAGAGAUACGCCUAGGGGGAGGUGCCCAUCAAAUAGUUCUGUCUUUGACAAACUCAUAUUUAUUGACUUGCCAAAGCUUGCUCACAGAGAACAUACACAGUUGCUUUCCUGUUUAGUGGCAGAACGGUAGCAGGGGAGAAGACUGAAGCACUUGUGUCUACCUGACUGCGGUUGCUACCAUUUGCCACCUCGUCAGAUGUUUUUAUAAAAAGAAGCACCAUUUUGUUAGUGAGUGCCUGGUCAGUCAUUGAUGAGAUCCAAGGGUUGUUGUUAGCCUUUUUUUUUUCCCCUCCCUGAAUGAUGGAAACUAGUAGAGUUGCUUUUGAAGCAGAGGUUAGGUUGAAACCGGGUGGACAUGACCCGUCAGUGCUUCCUGGGCAGAGCACACUGGCUUGUGUACCCAGAGGAAUUGUAUUGUAUUUGGAGAUAACUGAGAUCACAUUGGCCCCAGAGAGAGGCUUCUGGCAUGGAUUCGCGCUCACUCCCGUUCAUGGAUGUGUGUUCACUUUUGUAGGUGGAGGGAAGAACCUCAGGCCUGAUUGAAAUUGAUUUUUCCCUUACGCCCACCCUUUACCCUUUUUUUUUUGUCAAGCAUUAAUUGUGAGGGAAGUACAGUUCUUUUAUAUGUGGCUGAGUUUUUAAAGCUAAUCUCAGCACAUCUGAAUGAAUCACACAUAAUUGGGGGUUGUAAUGGCUUUAGAAUCAUUUGCGUCUAAAGGUCUCUUCUAAUUUUGAGUCACGAAUGUACAUGCUUUGCAAAUCGGACCAGCUUGAAUACCUACAACUCCCUUUUCAUAGAUGGACUCUUUCCAUCAGAACUCAGCUCAUCACCAAAUAAGAUUAUCUGAAGGCUACAGUGUUUCAUACAGUUACUUUAUGCUCCAUCUGAAAGCAGACUGCUGGGAGCAGUUGGGAGUGGCUAUCAUACUUGAGUAGGUCGUGAACAUUUUGGUCAUUUCUUUUUCAGGAAUUGUGCUCUAACAGUAUGACUGGCCUUUCCCCUUUAUUAAACUGUGAUGUGUGUUACUCUGGGAAAUGGGAGUUUGGAAAGAGCUUCUCACCUUUAAUAAAGUUUGUGUGAACCUCUUCAUAUUUAAUUUGUAUGGCAAAAUAGGAGGUGAGGAUUGUCUGAACCUAAAUUGUCAUGUUCCCCUAUUGACCUGUGGCUUUAAUAAAAUGUACUUAUAAAAUUCUA
Messenger RNA from Dipodomys ordii (Ord's kangaroo rat), 2220 nucleotides. It is a transcript of the gene Derl1, whose product is annotated as derlin 1. Gene Ontology annotation, biological process: endoplasmic reticulum unfolded protein response. The transcript has 8 exons. Gene Ontology annotation, cellular component: endoplasmic reticulum membrane; Hrd1p ubiquitin ligase ERAD-L complex. Lineage: Eukaryota; Metazoa; Chordata; Mammalia; Rodentia; Heteromyidae. The coding region runs from base 1 to 606 and encodes 201 amino acids. The record is from RefSeq and is a predicted model, not a curated record. Gene Ontology annotation, molecular function: ubiquitin-specific protease binding; misfolded protein binding.